AUGAAGAACGUUUCCUUCACGCUUGUGUUCUUGGUGGCUCUUCUUUCUCUUGUCUUUCGACAAGAGCUUGUGGAGGGCAGGACAUUAAUUCCAAACAGAGGCGACGGGAAUUAUCACGAUCCAGUUUGUAACCCCUAUGAUCCAAAAUGCGUCAAACCUUGUAAUCCAGAGAAUCCAAAUUGCGUCAUGAAACAACGUGACAUGGAUACAAAUAGAGCCGGCGGGAAUAUACACGACCCCGUUUGUAACCCGUCUGAUCCUAAAUGCAACAAACCUUGUAAUCCAGAGAAUCCAAAUUGUUGA
This is a messenger RNA of Eruca vesicaria subsp. sativa (arugula), 303 nucleotides long. The record is from the annotation of a GenBank genome assembly. NCBI's taxonomy places the organism in Eukaryota, Viridiplantae, Streptophyta, Magnoliopsida, Brassicales, Brassicaceae.